This is a messenger RNA of Entrophospora candida, 798 nucleotides long. Lineage: Eukaryota; Fungi; Glomeromycota; Glomeromycetes; Entrophosporales; Entrophosporaceae. The record is from the annotation of a GenBank genome assembly.
AUGGAAUUCACAUAUCAAAUCGAUUUCAGACCACAUAGUAAUUUCACAUAUCCAUCCUAUGGUACAAGUGAAUACAAUGAUUUACACCUUAGAUCUCUUCUUGCUUCAGCUAAAACUUCUCAAGAAUUGCAACCAGUUAAAGUAUAUUUAUUGAGAUAUUUUGCUCAUGCUGAUGUGGGAGUAUAUAGAUGGAUGCCAAGAACUCAAACUUUUAAGCAUUAUAAUAAAGGAGAUGCUUGUGAAUUCCUUAUUCCAUGUGGUACUAAAAAGGUUAUUAAUGAUGAGGGUGAAGUGAUAAAUGAAUUUAGUUUUCUAUCAUGGUUUUUAAAUAAGACUCCAUUCUUUGCCCUUGAAGUUAAUACAACUCAUUCUCAUGUCUAUCAAGCUCCAGAUGGUGGAGAAGUCCUUUGUUCUUCUGAUAAAAAGCAAGAACUAUAUGAUGGGAUUAAUUUCAUAAAUAGCUACUGGCCAAAAAUGCAAAAAUCAAUGUUUCUUUAUUCAGGUGCAGGAACUGGUAAAACAAUGCUUACAUGGUUUCUCCAAGGAAUGGUUCUUGGCCCCAAAAUUACCCAUAAAACUACUAAUGAAAGAAUUAUUACCACACAAUUUAAUAAAGAAUUGAAAGGUAAAGUUUUACUUGUUCUUGAAGAAAUGUCUAACUCAAAAUCUGGUGACUGGAUAGCAUUUGCAAAUCAACUUAAAGACUUUAUUGAUAGUGAUACCUUAAUGAUAGAAGAAAAGCAUAAUACUUCAUAUCCAGUUACUAAUGUUACAAAUCUAAACAAUUUAUUUAGAUAA